Molecule: messenger RNA, 5515 nt
Organism: Parasteatoda tepidariorum (common house spider)
Lineage: Eukaryota; Metazoa; Arthropoda; Arachnida; Araneae; Theridiidae
Source: RefSeq, a predicted model, not a curated record
AAUAUUAUUUUUUUUCUAACACCUGCCGUGUGUUUUUACUGCAGGAGUUUUAAUUGAUGUUUGGAAGUGAAAAAGAACUCUUCUCUAGUGGAUAGUACAAUUCAUUGUCCAGUUCAGAUAAAAUCUUGAAACUUACAGUGCAUGGUACUGGUCAGUCAGUGGCUAUUCGCCAGGACUUAAGUGACUGGUGACGACCAUGAGUUUCUUAAGGACUUGUUUCAUAGUGUUGGUCGUCUUUGGAUUUUAUGCUUCAGCCCAAUUAAAACCUUAUAAAUGUGACUUUGAGAAUGGGAUCUGUUCAUUUCUUUCAAAUGACGGUGCGAACAGCGUAAACUGGAGGAUAGGAACAGGAAAAGUGAAAGCAGGAGAUACCGGACCUACUAUUGACCACACCAAAGGAACUUCAAAUGGUAGCUACAUAUUUGUGGAUGUCAGCAAGGCAAGUGUAGGUUCAGUUAAAUUGCUAACAAGAUCCUUGACAUCGGACUACUGCGUUCAAUUCUUCUACCACAUGUAUGGAGCUCAUAUAGGAGAUCUGUCAGUUUAUGCUCAAAGUGUCUAUGGAUCUGAAAACGUUCAAUAUUUCUACAGAGAAAGAACACAAGGAGAUCGAUGGAAGCAAGCGAGAUUCAGUGUUUCACAAACUGCAAAUAUGCGAUACAAAGGCUACAAGGUAAGUUUUGUGGCUAAAGGAAGAGCAUAUUCUGGUGUAUGGGGAGAUAUUGCUCUUGAUGAUUUGGAACUUACUCCUGGAAAAUGCAAAGAUACAAAGAGAGAUGCUUACGAUGUGUGUUCUUUCAAUGAUUAUGACUGCGGAUACACAUCUACCCGAAUGAGUUCAUUGGGAUGGGAAUGGAAGAGUAUUCACACAACUUCAAAUUAUUUUUCAAAGCAGCCAUCCCAAGAUCACACAUUGGGCACAAGUAUUGGUGGAUACUGGUUUGUUGGAGACAGAGGUUACUCCGCCAGUCAAUUGAACACAGUGAUGCUUACUAGUCCUCUUUAUGACAAGCCCAAAACUUCACUGAACUGUUUACAUUUCUAUGUUUAUUUGGAUCACGAGGGCACCUCUAUGUGGUGGGGAGGUGUAAAAGAAAACUUUAUACAAGUCUUUCUGAAUUUCCCGAAUUCAAAAGAUCCAAGAAAAUGGAUAGUUACGAAAGCUAAGAACACAACAGAGCAUGCAGAAUGGUCAUACGUAGAAGCAAAAGCAGAAAUAACGCAGAAAUUUCAGAUUCAGUUUACUGCUGGAUUACAAACGCCCGUAGAAUCAAUUGCUGCACUUGAUGAUGUAAAACUUAUUGCUGGAAACUGUCCUGAGGCCGGUUUUUGUGAUUUUGAGCAGAGCAAGUGUUCUUGGGUCGAUGGUGUAGGAGAUUAUAAUUGGAUCAGAAAAACACCAUCUUCAUGGAGUAACAAUGAAAUUGGACCCGACGAGGAUAAUACACUUAAGACUGAUGAUGGAAACUACAUGGUAUUCAACACGAAAUACAAGAAAGCUGGUUCAACAGCAAGCUUAGAAAGUGAAUAUUUCCCACCCAGCAAAAUCAGUUAUUGCAUUAGUUUUUACUACUAUAUGAAGGGAUCUGGUUUAGGAACAUUAAAGGUUAAUGUGAAGCAAGAAAAUUUUACCGAAGCUUCAGUGUGGACUUUAAAAGAUGAACAAGGUGACAUGUGGAAACAAGGCAAAACUAUACUGAAACCUAGUUUGAUGUACACAAGGGUUGUAUUUCAAGGCAUAACAGGAAAAGGAACGAAUGCUUAUAUGGCACUGGAUGACAUUCGUAUUCGAUCAGGAGAAACGUGCAAUUUGACACCACCUACAGCAGAUCCACGAUAUGAAGCCAUAGAAAAACUGAGCUGCACUUUUGAUAAUCUGAACCUAUGCUCAUGGAAACAAGACACUGAAACUCUCAGCUGGAAGUUCGGCAAUGGAUCUCAAUUCGAUAGUACUGGUCCUAAAGAACCUCUCAAUGGAAAAGGGCAUUAUCUUUUUGUAAGUUCUUACGAAGGCAGCCAAUCAAACAAUGAAAAGGUGGCAAGAAUCUCAUCUCCAAGUGUUAGUUCUUUCUAUCCUGAAUCAGCAUGUUUUUCAUUCUAUUACCACAUGUUUGGUGCUCAUGUUGGACAGUUGCGCGUGGUUUUAGUGCUGAUGAAAGAUGACUCUACACCGAUUGCAAGACAGGUCAUUUGGCGAAGGAGUGGCACUCAACCAGAUCAAUGGAUACAGUUUAGAGAUUCUUUAAAUGUUACUGCUGGUGAAUAUAGGAUUGAAAUCGAGGCAGAGGGAGGUUCUGGAUUUGCUGGAGACAUUGCUAUAGACAACAUACUACUAGACAUAGGUGCAUGUCCUAACAUAGAUCUGUGUGAUUUUGAAAGCAGUUUAUGUGGAUGGAAAGUAGAGGGGAAUAAAGGUGACUCUUAUUAUUGGGAGAGAGGUGUGAAAAUGACCAAUGGACCACCUAAUGACCACACAACCAUGACAGAAGCAGGGUAUUAUUUGCAAGCUGUGGCUGAAGAUGAAUCAAAAGUAGAAGAUAAAACAAGUCUUGUAAGUCCUACCUACAAUAGUCGAUGGGGUCCGCACUGUUUAACAUUCUGGUACUGGAGACCUGGAUACGCAGUUGGAAAGUUAAGCGUACUCACAAGAAUAAAUAGAGUUGACAAUCUGCAAUGGCAAGCGACGUCGGAUGUAGGAAAAAAUUGGCACUUUGGACAAGUGACAAUUAAUGAGAAGAAACAACUGCAGCUCGUUAUUCAAGCCGAGAAGGGAACAAGCAAUGCUUAUCAGAUGGCCAUUGAUGAUAUCUUAAUUAAGAACAGUGUGUGCGGGGAGCCAGCUAAUUGCAAUUUCAACAAAGACUACUGCAGUUACUCACAGAAUGCUACUUCAGACUUUGCCUGGUUGCUUGGAACCGGAAGAGUGGUCAAUAGCCAGCUGAUAGAAAAUCCUCCUUCAGACAACAGCUUCGAAAAUGGUAUGUAUGCAUAUGCUGAUAUGACUUCACCAAGCUUGCAACCUGGACAGGUGGCUGUUUUGUCUAGUGAAAUUUUACUGGGAUCAGCUUAUAAAGUUACAUGUGUCACAUUCUAUUACUACAUUGGCGGAGAAGACAACAGCACUUUAUCUUUGGGAAAGAUGUUGCUUGAUAACAGCGAACAAGAUAUGAAAUACAUUUAUAAAGAUGUAUUCACUAUGAAUGAUAACACAGGAAAAGUUUGGCGAGUACAAGCUCAAAACAUAGCUGUUGAUGCAGGAGAUAAAUUUCAAAUUUAUUUCAAGUCUAGAAAGGAAAAGGGUUCGCGGUCAUUCGUAGCCAUAGAUGACAUCACUGUUGCGGAUGGAGAAUGCAAUCGACCAACAACUGAACCACCAGUCAUUGUUACUGAAAUGCCGAAAACAAAAUUUACUUGUAAUUUUGAUGACGGAAAAAUGUGUUCUUGGAGUGCAGACAACAGUAAAAUUAAGUGGACACUUAACAAGCCACCCCAAAUCACUGACAAAAUGCCGAAAUUUGAUCACACUCUCGGAAACUUUCAAGGCCGAUAUGUAUACAUAAAAGGCGACGAUACUUCUACGAAGGAGGGAAAUUUGAUACAUUCCAAUGGUGCUGAUUCAUCAUGGAAAGGAAAUUUCUGUGUUGGAUUCUGGUAUUUCAUGAAUGUAGAAGGCGGAAAAAGCAGGUUGAGAUUUCAAGCACAGCAUACCGUUAGAUGGAGAACUUCAUUUGUCAGCUUUUGGGAAAGAAGGGGUAACUAUGGAUAUAAAUGGAGGCAUGCUUAUGUUCAUGUUAAAAGCAGCUUGAACAGUCCAAAAAUAUCAUUUGCUGGUCGAGUGAAAACCGGUGUAAUAGCAAUUGAUGACAUUGAAGCAAAAGGAGGAUCUUGUCCACCGUCAAAAAUGUGCACAUUUGAUGACGACGAUGAUAUGUGCAGCUACACUCAAGACUCUAAAAAUAAUAUGGAUUGGGAUGUGAGAUCAGGCGAAGAUAACGGAACAUUAGUUAAAAUUACAGACCACACGACGCAAUCUAUUGAAGGAAAGUAUCUCUACAUUGGUGUUAAUGGCACAAGCAACGAAAAAUCUCUGCGCUCUCGCAUAUACAGUCCAAAGCGACCUGCUUCUGAAGCAUCUAGCUGUGUCACAUUUUACUAUCAUAUUUACAACGUCAGCAAACUCGCACUUAACACCUAUGUCGCUACAGAUAAUGGCAUUUCGGAUCCCCAGUGGUCAGUAUCUAUUGGUCAAGGAGUUCUCUGGCAUGGGGCUCGCUUCACUGUUAUAUCAAAACAACUUUCUUGGCAGGUUGUUUUUGAAACAGAAGUUGGAAAUGGUGGUUACGGUCAAGUAGCAAUUGAUGACAUUACAAUAGUCAACCGAGCUUGUAAUGAUCCAGGUGCAUGUGAUUUCGAAGAAGAGAACUGCCUUUGGGAAAAUGUCCGGCCGCCUAUUGAAGUAAAAGACGCUCCUGUAUUAAGAGCUCUGUCUGCUGAUGUACCGACUGAUAUGUUGAAAGAUGACUUUGACUGGAUUCGUUGGAUUGGGGAAGAAUAUUUCGGACCACCAAGAGAUCACACACUAGGAACACCUCAAGGUUUUUACAUGCUUCUGGAUCCAAGAUUCACCAGCUUUGGGAAGACAGCUGUUUACAUGUCUGAGCGCUUACGUGCACCGUCCGGUGUCUGUCUGAAGAUAUGGUACGCCAUACCCAGUUAUCAGAAUGGAGCAACUCUGCAAGUGUUUGUCAGUAGUGACUUUAAAAAAGCAGAUCAACUUAUGUUGAUCAAAGACCCUACGAAUGCAGAAUGGAAGGAAGCCUUAGUGUCUGUGAUACCCUCACCAGUGAUGGAUUCAGCAUUUAAUGACUUUUGGGUAUUUUUGUUGGGUAAAGCAGGUAAUAACACUAUGGGAUACAUUGCAAUAGACGAUAUUUCUGUCUCGGAAGGCAUUUGUGAAGAAAAAACUGAAUUGUUUGAUUGCAAAAAUGGACAACACGUAUUGACACGCGAUGUGUGCAAUUUUAAAAAGGACUGUUUGAAUGGUUUGGAUGAAGAAAAUUGUGCUGAUUGUGAUUUUGAGAAAGGACUUUGUGGUUGGGUCGGAAGCAACGAUUACUAUUUCAAGUGGUCCUGGGAAAGAGCUAGAAGAAAAGAUCUGUCACUGGAUCAUACAAAAGGAGAUUCAUCAGGUGCCUAUGUCAUUGCCUCUCAGACCUGGUCAUCCGGAAAUUUGAGAGCAACACUAGCAAGUAGAGAUUUGAGAAAUGCGUUUUCAACAUGUUCUAUGGAGUUCUACUACCAUCUUCGGACUGGCAUGGAUUUCAAGGUGACCUUAGAGAGGAGCAACAAGAGUGUAGAUAUCUGGAUACCAGAAGGAAAUAGUGAAGAUGUUUGGAAUGGAGCACAAGUGUUCCUUGGCCGAAUACCUAAAACCUUUAAGGUGAGAUUUUUUAUUCAUUUAAUUCCUACAAUUAGUUGCAACGCGCGACACCUAUGUGUUGUCACCAGCCACUAA